Molecule: messenger RNA, 519 nt
Organism: Prorocentrum cordatum
Lineage: Eukaryota; Dinophyceae; Prorocentrales; Prorocentraceae
Source: the annotation of a GenBank genome assembly
AUGCGGCCCAGCCCAGCGGCAAGAGGCAUCCGGCCUCCUGAUCCAGUCGCGCUGCCGCGCGCCUCGCAUGUCCUCUGCCGGUCAGGGCGGCGGCAAUCUUUGUUCAGAAGGCCCGUUUGCAGUCGCAGAUGGGUCGACUUUGUGAUGCAGCGUCGUUCCAGGCCUCCCGAGUGGGGCUGGAGCGGAUGGGGCGUCGCCGAUGUUUCGGCGAGGCAGCUCGAUUUUCUCCGCGCCGACGGCGGCGGUGCGUCGGUUUUGUUUUCAGAAGCGGCAGAAGCAUUGAUUGUCGAGGGUCCGCGCGCAUUUCUCCGAUUUACGCUGGACCCUCACGUCGGCGACUCCCCCGCCGCCCCUGGCACGCUCCGCGCGCCUGGAAAGGAGUGUCCAGGGCCAACCCAAAACAUCUGCGCGGACCUGCGAACGUUCAUGUUUAUGGCAGCUCUCUUCCUUCUGAAUGCGCAACUGCGGUCGCAGAUGGGUCUCUGGCAGGUCCACGAGGGCCGAAGUCUCACCCUGUGA